CACUGACCAGGACCCACAGGCGUCAUGGUGAACAUCCCAGAAUACUACGCGGGGAAGAACGUGCUCAUCACUGGAGCAACAGGCUUCAUGGGCAAGGUGCUGCUGGAGAAGCUGCUGAGGUCGUGCCCAGGGGUCAAACUGGUGUACGUGAUGGUCAGGUCAAAGGCCGGCCAGUGUCCGCAGGCUCGCAUCGACGACAUGGUCAACUGCAAGCUGUUUGAAAGAUUACGAGACGAGCAGCCCGACUUUGCUGAGAAGAUCGUGGCGGUGAGCAGUGACCUCACGAUGCCAGAGCUGGACCUGAGUGAAGAGGACCGGAGCGUCCUGGCGGAAAAUGUCCACAUCGUCUUCCACUGCGCCGCCACCGUCCGCUUCAACGAGCCGCUCAAAGAUGCGAUGAAGCUGAAUGUUCUGGCCACUCAGAAGAUGCUGGCCCUGGCUCACAGGAUGAAGCACCUGGAGAUCUUCAUCCACGUCUCCACAGCCUAUGCCAACUGCAACCAGGAGCUCAUCGAGGAACGCGUGUACCCUCCGCCCGUGGACUACCGCAAACUCAUCGACGCCCUGGACUGGAUGGACGAUGACCUCGUGUCUGCGUUGACGCCCAAGCUGAUCGGCGAGCGUCCGAACACCUACACUUUCACCAAGGCCUUGGCCGAGUAUCUGGUGCAGCAGGAGGCCGGAGACCUGAACAUCGCAAUCGUCAGACCCUCCAUCGUCGGCGCCAGCUGGAAAGAGCCGUUCCCGGGAUGGAUUGAUAACUUCAACGGCCCGAGUGGAAUAUUCAUUGCAGCUGGAAAGGGCAUCCUGCGGACGAUGAGGGCGUCAAACGACGCCGUGGCAGAUCUGGUGCCCGUCGACGUGGUCAUCAACGCCACGGUGGCUGCGGCCUGGUUCUCUGGAUCGCAGACCAGCAACAGGUCUAAGAACAUCCUGGUGUACAACUGCACGACCGGUGGGAUUAACCCGUUUCACUGGGGAGAAGUCGAAUACUGUAUAAACAUGACCUUCAAGACCAAUCCCUUAGAGCAGGCCUUCAGAAGGCCCAAUGUCAAUCUGCGCUCCAACCCUUUUACUAAUCAGUACUGGACCGCCGUCAGCCACACACUGCCGGCGCUGCUCUAUGACGGCUAUCUCAGGUUGACAGGCCGCAAGCCCCGGAUGAUGAAGACGAUCACACGCCUCCACAAAGCCAUGAUGGUCCUGGAGUAUUUCACCAGCCACUCGUGGGUGUGGAACAACGACAAUGUGACCAUGCUGCUCGGUCAGAUGAGCACCGAGGACAAGAAGGUGUUUAACUUCGACGUGCGUCAGCUGCACUGGGCGGAGUACAUGGAAAGUUACUGCAUGGGAACCAAAAAGUACGUCCUGAACGAGGAGCUGUCGGGGCUGCCGGCCGCACGGAAACACCUCAACAAGCUCAGGAACAUCCGCUACACCUUCAACACCGUCCUGGUGGUGCUGAUCUGGCGCGUGUUCAUCGCUCGCUCCCAGAUGGCUCGAAACAUCUGGUACUUUGUGGUGAGCCUCUGCUUCAAGUUCCUCUCCUACUUCAGAGCGUCCUCCACCAUGAGAUAGUGUGGCGUAGGAGGGCGGCGGCGAGAGGAGAGGGAACACCAGCGUUGGGUCGACGCUCUCUCUUGUGGCGCCACACAGCCCCCGCGCUCUGCCGUGGCCCCGGGACGGACCUACUGGACGAGCAUAUCUCAGUUUAUCUAACGUCAUCGCUAUCAUUUCACGUAACGGGUGUGGAUUUAUCUCCACGGCGCUCACACUCGACAGCACUCCGGGCUAUUUUAAGAGGCGGGACCCAUGCGCGUCCCGAUCACCGUUCGCUCCCUUGUCGCUGUUCUGCAGCUUUCCUCCGACCCUGUAAACCGGCUCUAUCGCGUCUCGACGUGGACGCGACACAACUCACACCCUGCAAAUGGAUUUUGCUCUGCUGGCUGUUUAAUCUUAAUCUUAAUCUGGUUUCUUUCAUGGCUUCAGAUGCUGCGUGACUUCGGAAACUACUACUACUUUGUUUUUGUGUUGUUAUUCACAGAGUUUAGAUGUUUUAUUUUAAACACAUAAUCAUGGCUGCCGACAGAGAAACUUAACAACAGCCUCACCUCAGAAAAAGUCUAUAAUAUUAUAAAAAUAUCACCUUUUCUUGUUGGACGCUCCCUCACCAAAGACAAUUGGGAAAAAAUCAGUGUUUUUACACAGGAGCUGCUGGUGCACUGCUGCCUCGUGUGGUCAGUUUGUGUCAUUGAAGCAAAUCUGAAUGAAUGAAAGGAUUUGCUGACGGGGCAGCAAUGGAUCAACAAGUCCUGUGUGAUGGGAGGUAAAAACCACGUUAAAUGACAAAAACAAAGUAACAGUUGCAUUUUUUUAAUUCAUUAUAGACUUGAGUAGGUGUAGAAUUUAUUAAAUGAGACUUUUGGUAAGAGGCUAAAGUCGGCGUCUGUCAGUGCCUCAUUCAGCCCUUUAAAGACAUCACAGUGGGACUUCGUGAAAUAUGUUCUUCUUCUUCUCAGUCGCAUCCUGGACCGACUCGGUGAAGACUGACUUGCAGCCGAUGUUCACGACGGGUGCGCGGAAACGUGGUCGGUGGUUUUCCGACAGCCUGGAACACUCGUGCAGGUCUCCUCUUCUUCAGCCGAGCACAAAGCAGAUUGAGCUAAAAAUGGCAUCCAGCCGAACCUUGCACGUCGACCUCCUGCCGCUGCUUCACGUUCCGUUUCCUCGGAAAGUCCUUUGUUACGUAUCUCAUAACCUCGGUUUUGCUAAAAUACCUCGAUGUUAACGUGGUCACCUUUGGCCCCUCCUCCUUCUCAUGCUUGGGAUUGUGCACUUUCAUUACUGGAUAACACCCACAACGAUGAGUGUUAACACUACACUCCAUUACUAAAACUGUAGCUCACAGUUCUGUGUGGUUCAUCUUGAUCCAUUGCUUCUGUAAAGAGAUGGUAGGUAAUCUCAUUUCAUCAUGUAUAUACUGUUACACACCUGUUGAACGCUGUUUGGACAGGAAUCAUUCGUCGCUGCCAUAUUAAAGGGGAGGGUUCAGAUUUUUUUUUUAAAGUGUGCUUGUAUGAGGCACUCACUCCCCUCGUGUUAGAAGGUCAACGUCAAUAUGGACACGAGGAAAAACCCACGUUUGUCGCUUUUUCUCCCUGUUUCGAACAGGAAACUGAAGUUUGUGAACCACUUACUCUCCUGCACCAAAGUCCAUAGAGAAAAUCAUCGUUUUUAGCUUGCAGGGACACUGCCGCUGCCUCGUUUGGUAAGUUUUUGUCACUGAGGUGAAUCCAAAUCAAGCAUUUCAAACACAGAAGUCACAAAAGGAGCAAGUUUGAACUUACUCCUGGGAGUCACGUGGAUCAACAACUCCUGUCUGCUGUGAUGUAAAAUGGCUGAUUUUCUCUAUGAAGUUUGCUGCAGGGCGACACAGUCAGAACAAACUCUACCUCACUUGGAAAAAAACCCUGAACUUUCCCUCGUAAGUUGUAACUCCUUCACGAACAUGUCCCUGUGAUGUAGCUUCACUCAUCUGUGCGUCGUGUUUAUCAUAGGAAGAGCGCAAAAUUGUGCCUGAACUUUUGUCGAUAACAAAUGUGAAAAGAGGAAAAAAAAAAAUCAGAUCUAUGUUUUCUAAUUAUUUUGUGUACAGCUCUAUUGAGGUAGAAAUAUUAACAGACGGGUGUAUUUUUGUGCUGAUGACGAUUGCGUGGCUGUUUUUUGUUGACAAAGCUUCAGCUGCUGUGAAUAAAACGUGUGAGCAGGACGUUCAGAGCUGAAGGAAGUAGCUGUUGUGAAAUAAGAUGCUCUGUGGUGACUAAAUGUUACAAUAACGGCCUGAAUCUUCUUCAAAGUCCUGAACAAAUUCAUAAAAACUGUCAUCGCGUGGACUUGAAACUCAGUCUCGGUCGACUAUACAUUCAAAUGCUGCCCCCUGCAGGAAAAAAAAACGUACCCUACGUCGUCAUGUUCUCAAAGCGUAUGGGGUUAAGUUGAGGGCGAUGCGGCGAUCACAUCUAUAGCUUUCGUUACACUAAAGCUAGGCGGGUAUGCCUGGGCUUUUCAAAUGUGCGUGAAGCCGUCAAAAAAGCUGAUUUACUCCCAUUGACCCGACUGUUGGUCGUUAUUCUGCCCUGUUGAAUCAUGACGACACAAACAAACAACAAGUCAACUCGAUAGCUUUCAGUGGUAAUGCUGCAGUGGUCGCCAUUCUGCAUCUUUUACUUGAGUUACCCUUAAAGUCAAUUGUUGCGUUGGCCCGAUGGAUGAAAUAAACGAUAUUUAGUUAUGUCCCGAGUAUUAAAAAGAGAGAAUCACAACAAACAUCGUGUCUAAUUGCCAGGAAAUGAAUGCAUGUUAUAGCAUUGUGCCAGAAUACUGCACACAAAUUAGAAACUAGCAUGUUCACCUGGGCCUUUCAUCCCUACUUAUGCCAAUUAAAACCAAUAAAAACCCAUGUGCAUAGCGGAGUCCUGUGGUGUGGGAUUAAAUGUAGAUUAUAGAAAUGUUUACUGGUGGAAAACUUUCUGAAAUUCAAGGUUUGUGUCAAACUCGGGAACUACUUAUUUGAAUCUUACCGAUAAAACAACCUCCGCAUGAACUCUGCAUACGAACAUCACCUUAAAAUCCCCGGAAACAUGGUUUCAUGCCUGAAUCAUUUCUAUUCUUAUUUCUAACAAAAUGCACUUACUGUAUUUGCUCCGUUGCAGAGAUAAGACCGCUAACACUCUUAUGUCUGUACAGUGAAUUUGAAGCUACUAGCUAGUUAUAGCCAAGCUUAGCACCAAGACUUGAAACAAGUGGUAAAGUGAUGGGAGUUUAACGAUGAGUUCACCGUGAUCCAACCGUGAAGUUGGAAAAAUACAUGGACGCUAUCAUGUCUUGGGCUAGCCGCGAUUGUUUCCAACUUUGGCAGAAAAAAAUGGUGAUUCGUGUUGACUGAGAAAAUUUGUUUUUAACAAAAAUAAUUCUACUCAGUGUAUAAACAUAUGUUUUUGGGCUUUUGUUGCUAAAUGUUUUUUUUGUUGUUUUUCUGGUAUAGUUAUUUAAAAUAACCCAAGUUCAUGCACUGUUAUCAUGAAGUUAAAAGUCAAUGUUGAAUGGCUUGCUGGUUAAUGGGAUAGUUCAAGUUAUUUUAAGUUUUUGUUUUUUAUGAGGUUACCCCCCCCACGUGUCCAGAACCAGCCUGAAAUAUGGAGGUUCACUCUGUGAAAACAUGGCUGCCAGUGGAAAAACUAGAAAAUCCACCAUCCAAAGUCCUUGGAGUAAAGUUCUACAGUUUUUGCUUCAGUGCAGUAGACCCCAGCAGCUCCUGUGUCCUCACAAGCUAAAAAUGCUGGGGGGGUUUUCAAAGGACUUUGGUGUGUGGCGUGAAAACUUUAACUUUCCAGAGUGAAAAGACAAUAUUAUGAGUGUUCAGUUCACACAACCACACGUAUUCUCUUCUCCUCUGGGUUCAGAUUGUUAGCUCGUAGCUCGGGCUGAUGUUUUUGAGAUGGUCUCUUGUUUCAUAGCUCCUACUUUGAGCAGCAUAAUGUUUGAGUUAAUUGCCAUAGUCGAUGUGAAAAUCCCACCCACAAUAAAUCAAUGGUGCCUUUUGUUUGUAAACAAAAAAAAAAAAGGAAUAAAUGAUGUUUAAUCCUC
This is a messenger RNA of Solea senegalensis (Senegalese sole), 5646 nucleotides long. It is a transcript of the gene far1, whose product is annotated as fatty acyl CoA reductase 1. The transcript is spliced from 12 exons. Gene Ontology annotation, molecular function: alcohol-forming very long-chain fatty acyl-CoA reductase (NADP+) activity. Bases 25 to 1578 code for a protein of 517 amino acids. The record is from RefSeq and is a predicted model, not a curated record. Lineage: Eukaryota; Metazoa; Chordata; Actinopteri; Pleuronectiformes; Soleidae. Gene Ontology annotation, biological process: long-chain fatty-acyl-CoA metabolic process. Gene Ontology annotation, cellular component: peroxisome.